AUGAUGUUCAGUGGGCAUUACAAACAAAAGCGUUCCUUGACCGUUUACAACUACAAGUUCUUGCUGAUAGAUGACAUUGAUGUUUUCACUAAAGAGGUUAUAAGAGUAGGACCAGGAGCUGUUCUAUCAACUCUUGUUAACAGAUUUGAUCCUUCUCUCAGGAAAAUUGCGAAUUUAGGCAGCUAUGGGCUUUUGGUUUGUGUGAAUGAGUUAAUUGUAGUUCAGAAUAAAGUUUACUCGAAGCCAACUGUAAUUAUUACAAAUAAAGUCACAGAGGAAGAGGAGAUACCUGAUGGUGUUGUUGCUGUGCUGACUCCUACUAUGAUUGAUAUCUUGUCUCAUGUCUCUAUUAGAGCUCGGAACAGCAAGGCAUUUCAGAAUAAAGUCUACUCUAAGCCAACUGUAAUGAUUACAAAUAAAGUCACAGAGGAAGAGGAGAUCCCUGAUGGUGUUGUUGCUGUGCUGACUCCUAGUAUGAUUGAUGUCUUGUCUCAUGUCUCUAUUAGAGCUCGGAACAGCAAGACAUGUAGUACUGUCUGUUUCAAUUUGUAA
Molecule: messenger RNA, 552 nt
Organism: Arabis nemorensis
Lineage: Eukaryota; Viridiplantae; Streptophyta; Magnoliopsida; Brassicales; Brassicaceae
Source: the annotation of a GenBank genome assembly